AGGAGGCGGCGGCGCGCAGGGCCAGCCUGGACUCCGCCGCGGGCGGGGUCUGGGGCCCGGAACAUCUCGGUCGCGGUGCGCGUGCGGCCGCUGGCCGGGGCAGCGCAGCAGGGCGCGAGGGACGGGGUCGGGGGCGGCUCGGCGCUGUGGACGGUCGGCAGCGGCCCCGACAGGGGCUGUCUCCGCGACAAUCAGGGGGGCGACCAGUGGACGUUCGACCACGUUUUCGGCCCCGAGCACGAGACCUCCGAGAUCUUCGACGUGUGCGUGCGGGACGUGGUCCGCUCCUUUUGCGAGGGUGUCAACUGUACGGUGUUCGCGUACGGCCAGACCGCCUCCGGGAAGACCCACACGAUGCUGGGAGAUGGCCUAUGCUCGGGCAUCAUCCCAGCGGCCGUGGCUGAGAUCUUCAAGGUGGUCGAGGCCAGACAUCACGAGUGUCGCUACUCUGCGUCCGUCUCCUUCAUGGAGGGUCGGCGGCUAUAUAACGAAAAGGUGUCGGACCUCCUCGCGCCCGACGGUUCCCGGGAGGUGCGGCUGCAGGUGGAUCCCAGCGGCAGCCUGCUGCUGGGCGGCCUGCAGACGCACGCGGUCGCCUCCCCCGCGGAGCUGCUCCGCCACCUCGCCGUGGGCACGUCCAGGCGGCACAGCGCCGAGACGCGCAUGAACGCCCGCUCCUCGAGGUCCCACUCCAUGCCGACGAGCCUCGGCCCGGGGAGCGGCGGGCCGGACCCCCGUGUGCCUGGGGGGCCCAUCGCUUUGGCACCCCUGGACUUCCGGAGCCCGCGGCGAGCCGGGCCCAC
Molecule: messenger RNA, 803 nt
Organism: Prorocentrum cordatum
Lineage: Eukaryota; Dinophyceae; Prorocentrales; Prorocentraceae
Source: the annotation of a GenBank genome assembly